Cuscuta epithymum is the source of this 2280-nucleotide messenger RNA. Lineage: Eukaryota; Viridiplantae; Streptophyta; Magnoliopsida; Solanales; Convolvulaceae. The record is from the annotation of a GenBank genome assembly.
CUAGUAUACUACUGUAUGCCUUUUUUCCCUGUGAACUCGCCCCCCCUAUGGAACUUACGCCCUUUUUCAUUGUCGGACUUCAUUAGAGCAAAAAUGGCAGAUUGUACGCUUCCAGAAUUGAUGGGCGUGCUCAGGAUACAAGUGCUCGUCAAAUUUCGGUCAAUGUGUUCUCUGAAAAGGCAAGUUUCCUUCUCUCUUCAACCGCGCGCUGCAUGGGAUGGUUUCGUAUUCAUCGUGCCUCUUCUCUCUCUUUGAAUUCAUCCAGAUAUCGCAGUGCACUUCAUCACAACACUGGUAAUAAAUUCAUCCAGUUUAUUGGUACUUAAGGUUAUUAGUGUCCUCACAUAAGGGAUUCCUUCACCAGAUAUGUAUUACAAUUGGGAACAUAGGACGUUCGAUAGUGAAAGGUAAGGAAUUUUGUCCCUGUUUUAUUUCCAUUUCAUAUCCCCCUAUUUCUAUUUAAUUUUGUGGAGAUAUGCAAUGCUAAGUAGAGCAGAGAUUGGGUUCUUUACUGAUUUUGAUUAAGAAAAUAUUUUCUGCCUACUUUCUGGUACAAUAUGCAUUGAUAUCUUCAUAAAACUGAUCUCUCUACUAAUAACUUAGUCGAUGAUAUGCAGUAUGUUUGAGUUCUACCUACUUUUUGGUUCUUAAACAUCGAUGUCUUCAUGAAACCAAUAUCUCUACAGAUAAUUUAGUAGAUGAUAUGCAUUAUGCUUGAGUUGUGAAUUAUUACUCUCCUGCUUACUUUGGAUUUUUAAGAAACUAAUCUAGUAUUUCAGCCUUUUAUUUAAUAGAUGCAGUGAUAUCAUAUUAGCCUUUUAAAUUAUAUAGGAUGUCAUGACUAUUUGGUUAAAGUGAUUGGGCUGAAAUGACAUUUAUUGUUAAAUCUUCUCAAAGUAAAAGGCUAAUAUUGUUUGGUAAAAUCAAGUUCAGCCAAAUAUUCAAGCCAAAAUCUACUUUUUCCAAUUAUUAUGCUUAUUCUACUCAUAAAUAAAGUAGUUUUAAUAGGCUACCAGAUUGCGUUCCAAUUACUAUGAAAAUAGUUUUAAUAUGCUACUUUUUCCAAUUUUUCCAAUUAUUAUGUUUGGUUAAAGUGAUGUUUUAACCUUGUAAAUUUAAGUUCUGUUGUAUGAAUGCAAGGAACCGAGAUGGGGCAGAACUUCAUUAAUGAGAAGUGUGGCACUAAUAAUUGUGAUGCCGAAGGGAAACUUACUUCUAAGGUUAGUAAGCAUAGGGGUAAUGGGUAUGUAACAAUUUGUGUUAAACUUGUUUCAGCCGCAUCCUUGUGCUUUAGAAACAAUGUCAUUGUUGAAGCUGGAGUUGUUGAAGACCUGGUUAACCUGAUCAAGGAUAAAUUGUUUAUGAACCUUUGUCAGGAUGCAAAUGCUUUGGGACGAGAUGUUUACUUCAAUAUGAUUUUUAAAUCUGGGCCUGCAUUAGCUUCACAUUUAGUUUGUGGCUUGCAUUGUUCCGAGUGAUGUUCAGGAACCAUUGUAGUCAAUAAAAAUUACACUUUACAACUGAGGGUCAUCCUCUUCCCGUUUUAAACACUUGAGACUUUCUAAGGCUAUUUACCAAGCAAUCAAACUUCAUUUGGCGUUUUGAAAAGAAUGCCCACUAUUCAGUACAAAGUAUGUAUGGAUAAACUGGUGAAGAUUGGUCAUCUUAAGAAGCAUAGGGAAUGGAGGAAGAUUUGGUCACUAUCAAUACCGCCAAAGAUUCAUACAUUGAUGUGGAGACUCGGUCAAGACUGUACUGAACAGGAGUCGUCUCAGGGAGAAAGGUAUUCCUUGCCUGAAUAUGUGCAUAAACUGUCUUGGAAGCCCGGAAAACCAUUGGUAUGUUUUUUAGUGAGUCUGGAUAGUCACUUGCUGGCAGAAAGUAGGCAUGUAGAAUACCUUCGAGUUGGCUAUGCUCUGGGAGAAAGUUUUUUCGAUUUUUUCGUGGAUGUCUUCACCAAUUUACCAAAUGAACAACUCUGUACUUUUGCUAUGAUGGCAUGGAGUAUAUGGAGGAGUAGAAACACUCUUUACUGGGAGGGUAACUAUGAGAAUGACCAGCAAGUGAUAUUUCAUGGGACAGAAGUCCUGAAUAGCCUAGUAAGGUUUAUUGGCAGGCCUCACACCAAAUCGUGUGCUAGCUUAGCUGCUGUAAAAUGGAUCCCCACCACCUUUCACGUACUAUUCACUUUUAUCCCCCCGAACUUUACAUUUUCAUCUGUAAGAACUAUGUUGGAAGCUAUAUGGAGUGUUUCUUUUUAAAGAUUGAUUGAUAGUUUUC